Fundulus heteroclitus (mummichog) is the source of this 1688-nucleotide messenger RNA. RefSeq names its product dickkopf-related protein 1. NCBI's taxonomy places the organism in Eukaryota, Metazoa, Chordata, Actinopteri, Cyprinodontiformes, Fundulidae. Gene Ontology annotation, cellular component: extracellular region. Bases 266 to 1051 code for a protein of 261 amino acids. The transcript is spliced from 4 exons. Gene Ontology annotation, biological process: multicellular organism development; negative regulation of canonical Wnt signaling pathway. The record is from RefSeq and is a predicted model, not a curated record. Gene Ontology annotation, molecular function: co-receptor binding; receptor antagonist activity.
UGCAAAGGAUGGCUAUUUCCGUACAUCGGGGCUCUGUUUGAAAUUCCUCCCCCUCCGCCUUUGUUGUGCACAGUGAGGGGCGGGAAGACAAACAGGUCUACACGUAUAAAGAGAUCAUCCAAAGGACUUUUUUGAGUCAGGAGGCAUCCGAGCAUCGUGCCGAAACUGUCCGGGAAACUUUGGGAUAUCCGCACCGUUUGGACUUGGUCGCCUUUUAACAUUCAGCAGAAAAUAAGGGAUUUAUUUAUUUUUUUUCCUUUUUUCUAUGUAUGUAAAAGAAUUGAAGAGAAGUAUCAUGCAUAUGCCCAUAGCGCACCAGAUCUUGGCUGUGCAGCUCAUUCUGUUUGGAUACUGUGGAGACGUUUACGCGGGAGCAGUCCUGAAGAAUUCUAACGCGAUCAAAACCUUACCCGUUGCGGGCAAAGGUGCGGACACCGUCAGCCCAAGUCCGCGCACCUCACCGCCUGGUGGCACGGGACACAGAUCACCCACGGACACCUUGCAGCAGUCGGGCGUGUGCACAGAUGAUGAAGACUGCGGAGGUGAUGAAUUCUGCAACGACGCCAGGGGUGUUUGCCUGCCGUGCCGUAAGUGCCGGAAGCGCUGUGUGAGGGACUCGAUGUGUUGCGCAGGAAACCGCUGCAUCAAUGGCGUUUGUCAGGUAAAUGACAUUCAUAGCUCAGAUGUACCUGUCACCACUGGCUGGCAUAAACACAACAACACCAUGGAGCAUCAAGGAAAGAGGACACCCUCAGGCCCUGGCUUCCAACCUAACUCUGUCAAAGGCCAGGAAGGUGAUGCAUGUCUGAGAUCCACAGACUGCUCCGAGGGUCUGUGCUGUGCCAGGCACUUUUGGUCCCGCAUCUGCAAACCCGUGCUGACAGAGGGCCAGGUGUGCACGCGCCAUCGCAGGAAAGGCAACCACGGCUUGGAGCUGUUCCAGCGCUGCGACUGUGGUGACGGCCUGGUGUGCCGGCCGGAGAAAGGAGAGCGAGAUCACAGUGUCAGCAGGACUGCAGCCCGGAACCUACACACCUGUCAGAGACGCUGACACAAUCACGCGGACGCACACACCCAGAGAGACAUGAAAUAUACACCAUCACUCACUAGCGAGGACACACUUCAGUAAAUCAGUGUCAGACGCUGCAGACGCAGACAACUCUUCCUCUUCAGACCUUGUGCUCACCAAAGAUGCUGACGCACACUCAGAUGCACUCACACACAAGACACCCUACACCUGAGACAUUCUUUCCUGCCAAAUUUGCUGACAUCAACACAUCACCCGGAAGGAUGGACAUGAAUCUGGAAAAGUGAUACACCCGCAGGGACACACCAUUGUGAGACCAGCUUCUCCAAACCCCCAUCAACAGGUGAACAACCCGAAAUGAGGAAGAGACACUCCAGAAGGAUUCAGAAAAUUGAUUCAUGUAGUCAGUGGCAGAGCUGCUUUUGUUUCUCUUUUAUGGAACUUCAAGCCACUGUUAUUGCAGUAAAUUACUGUGGUGUAAAUAAUAUCCUGCAGGUGGCACUUACUUGUCCCAUUGAAUUACGUCAACACCAGUAUUAUAAAAGACAUGGUGCUGCAUGUUUUGUAAAUAUGUUAUAUAUGAAUAUAUUAAAGUAUAUUGUUUUAUAAGAAACUGUGUAAAGAAAUGUGAAUAUUUGUUUUAUUAAAUGUUUCAUGAUAA